UUUUGAAUUUUUAAAAUAUUUUAGAAACAAAAAAUCAUGUUCUAAUGUUCAUAAUAUGACCAAACUUCAAUUUGAAAGAAAUAUUACUUUUUAGCCAAAUCUGGAGGCAUGCUGCUUUAAUGAUCAGUAUCUUACUUACUAAUGUAAGUUUUACUUAUUUAGAAACAUGAAGUUUUUCCAGCCAUAACAUGUUCUGCCGGUCAUAGGACCAACACUGAUUACUCUAAAAUGUUGAAAAAACGUUUUUAACAGAAUCAUGUAAUAAAGGCCAAUGACUUUUUAAGAGAUACUGCAUUCACCCACUGAUAUUCUGUCAGCUCUUUUAGUUUCUUUAUUUGAUCAAACACUUUACAGGCAGUUAUUGUUUAAUAUUUUUCAAUUAACAUUUAGCAUUUAUAUUUGACAAUUACCAUUUGUCAGUAAACAUUUGGCAAGUAUCAUUUUGCAUUCACUAUUUGGCAUUUAGCAUUUGGCAAUUAAUAUGGAGCAUUGGCCUUCCAUAGAAUAUUGCAUUUGGUGUAUAUCAUUUAGCAUUUAGUAUUUUACAUUUAGCAUUAAGUAAUUAGCAUUUAGCUCAAACUAUUUGGCAAUUAGCAUAUGGCAUUCCAGCCUUCCAUAGCAAACUGCUUUGGGGUACCACACCACUUUGACCUUAAUAAUUUACUUAAUUCUUAUUAUUCUUUAUUUCAGGUCAGGUGAAGUUGUCAGCGUACAUGAACUAUGGUCUCCUUACUGUUCACGUGAUCCAGGCUCGUCACCUCAGCUCGCCAUGGAAACAACAGCCGAACACGUUUGUCAUGAUCUCUCUGAUCCCUGAAGACACCGACGUGACCCCCACACGCUGUAGGACUGCUAUCGUCACCGACAGCACACGUCCGUCAUACAACGAGAAGUUCUCUUUUGAGGUGGGUGAUGAUGAUGUUCACAGACGCCUCUUGUUGACAGUCUACCACAGAGACUGUUCUGGGAACCAUGAGUCACUUGGCUGUACGUCGUUUGGUAUCCGUCACCUUCAGCAGGGGAACCGUGAGGUCAGUGGUUGGUACCACCUUCUCACAGACAGUGUUGGUCGCAAGAAGCAUCUCCGUGUCACCGUCAAGGACAGGCCUUCAGUUCCAGUGAUGCAGAGCCGAGAACCACGCCAGAUACCAGCCGUCAACCGAGAUGUACCAGAUCUUGACCGUCUUGAGCUUACUAUCUACCGGUCCCAGUAUGGUGGUUUUGGUUUCACAGUUGUUGACUCCUGUCCAGUGAAGAUUGGUCGAGUUGAUGGGUCAUCUAACGCUCAGGAAGCUGGUCUUCAGAAGGGUGAUCUUGUUAUCCGUGUCAAUGGUCAGAAUGUGUCCAGAUCAACGUCGGUCAGUGUGGCGAGAUGCAUUAAGAAAUCAGGUGGUAUGGUUCAACUUGAGGUUCAGCGCCCGGGUCACUACGCCACUCCCACACCUCUCCAAACCUCAGUGAAGACGAGAAGUGACGAGUCUGGUAACACCUCCGUACAGGAAUUCACGAUUUGUGAUGACAGAACAGCACUUCUGAACUCUGCCAUUAGUGUAGACACACGCAGGCAGGCCGCUCUUCACCGUUUGUUGUGCCUUGAAGAGAACUUUGUUGACCUUAUGAACACUGGAAUCCAGAAGUUUUCUCGCCCACUUCGUCACUGCGUCCUCACCAGUACCCAGCAUGCAACACUCUUCCAGAACAUCGAAAAGAUUGUGUGUAUGAGCCAGUACCAGGUACGCCAGAUUCUCGAGAACCUCCCAUCCUACACUCCCUCUGACGACGACGAUACAGACACCUCCUAUGUUGGUGAGAGUGACCUUACGUCUGCUGUUGCCAUGAUCUACCUCUCUAAGCUGCCAGUGAUCUGUGGUGCCUACAUGACGUACACCCAGGGUCUGUCUCGUACCGCUUCCCUGCUUGGUUCCCUGGAGAAGAAUGACCAGUUCUGUGGUUUCCUGCUCAACGUGUCGAGAGAAGGGAAGGAACUCAAUCUGUGUGACUUCAUCAACCGUCCACUGGCUCACAUGCAGGAUCUGUGUGGUCUACUCCAGAUUGUCUGCGACACUACCAUGCCUCACUCCGAGGAACGGGCCAUGUUCUCCGAUAUUCUCUUAGGUCUUCACUCAGUUGUUGAUCAGAUUUCACGAACGGCCACUGUUACAAGUACUUUUCCAGUCAGAGCUUUAGAAGUCUGUCAGCCCUCCUUCCCCUCUCAGCGUCGUGUACCACUGAUGGGAUCCUUGGUCCUGCAACGUUCAUCUUCUGAGAGGUCGUCAUCCAGUGGGUUUGGAAGUGGAUCUUCCCAGCAGUCUGACAUUCCUUCAUGUACGUCCGAGACAGAGAGCGUGUUCUGUGAUCAUACUAUGUUACUUAGUACACUUGUGUGAAAUAGUGUUGGAAUAUCAGUGCUUUGAUGAAAUGAACACACUUGUGUAAAUAUCAGUGCUGUAAUGAAAUGAACACACUUGUGUAAAUAAGUGUUUGAAUGUCAAAUGUCACUGCUAGAUGAAUUGUACUAGAGAUUUGGACUGUGUUAUUACUAAAGUGUUUUGUUAAUGUUUUUGUUAUUAUUGUUAGAUUAUAUUAAAUGUUAAUUGUUAGAAUUGACUGUACAUAUUAAUUGCAUAACAAGU
Mercenaria mercenaria is the source of this 2633-nucleotide messenger RNA. RefSeq lists its product as uncharacterized. Gene Ontology annotation, biological process: signal transduction. Bases 714 to 2387 code for a protein of 557 amino acids. Lineage: Eukaryota; Metazoa; Mollusca; Bivalvia; Venerida; Veneridae. The transcript is spliced from 8 exons. Gene Ontology annotation, cellular component: nucleus; plasma membrane. Gene Ontology annotation, molecular function: guanyl-nucleotide exchange factor activity; protein binding. The record is from RefSeq and is a predicted model, not a curated record.